Messenger RNA from Staurois parvus, 333 nucleotides. The record is from the annotation of a GenBank genome assembly. Lineage: Eukaryota; Metazoa; Chordata; Amphibia; Anura; Ranidae.
CACGGAAACAGCCGAAGAUGUCGGCUUGGUCAUGUGAUCAGCUGUGUCCAAUCACAGCUGAUCACUGAUCAUCAGGGCACUGAUGAUCAGUGUGCCCUGAUGAUCAGUGUAGCCCCAGCAGUGCCACCUGUCAGUGUCCAUCAGUGCCACAUCAAUGCCACAUAUCAGUGCAUACCAGUGCACAUCAAUGCCACAUAUCAGUGCCCAUCUGAGCUGCCUUUCAGGGUCACCCAUCAGUGCCAGUCAGUGCCACCUAUCAGUGCUGCCAAUCAGUGCCACCUGUCAGUGCCGCCUAUCAGUGCCAGUCAGUGCUGCCUACCAGUGCCUGUCAGU